Molecule: messenger RNA, 1169 nt
Organism: Impatiens glandulifera
Lineage: Eukaryota; Viridiplantae; Streptophyta; Magnoliopsida; Ericales; Balsaminaceae
Exons: 7
Coding region: 77-967 (296 amino acids)
Source: RefSeq, a predicted model, not a curated record
CCAAAGAUCAAAGUCAAUCUCUUUCUUCAGCGUCAGUUCGCUGUUGAAAACCACGUUCUCACCGUAAGUCGAUCGAAUGGCUUUCCAGCCGUCGACGAAGAAGGGCAAAAGCAGCCAACUGCUUUCUAAUGAGUUGGAAUGCAAGCGAAUUAAUGUGCAGAACAAGCAUGGUGAAAAGCUAGUUGGAUUACUGCACGAAACUGGUUCGAAGGAGCUUGUUAUUGUGUGCCAUGGAUUUAGAUCCUCAAAGGAUCGCAUUCCUCUCCGAGAUCUUGCUGUUGCUUUAGAAGCAGCAAGAAUCAGUGCCUUCCGCUUCGACUUUGCUGGAAAUGGGGAAAGUGAAGGCAUAUUUCGUUAUGGUAGCUACCGAAGAGAAACUGAUGAUUUACGUGCAGUUGUUGAAUAUUUCCGUGCUGAAAAUCGUGAAAUAGCUGCUAUUGUAGGGCAUAGCAAAGGCGGAAAUGUGGCGUUGUUGUAUGCUUCAAUGUAUAAUGAUAUCUAUAAUGUUAUUAACAUUUCUGGCCGCUUUGAUUUGAAGAGAGGAAUCGAAGGUCGCCUGGGGAAGAACUUUUUACAAAAGAUCAAGCAGGAUGGGUUUAUUGAUGUGACAAACAGAAGGGGAAAGAUUGAAUAUCAGGUUACGGAAGAGAGUUUAAUGGACCGGUUGAGUACCGAUACUCUUGCAGCAUGUCUCUUAAUACCUGAUUCCAUCAGGGUGUUGACGGUUCAUGGGUCCAAGGACGAAACUGUCCCCAUUGAAGACGCAAAGGAAUUUGACAAGUACAUAUCUAAUCAUGAAUUACAUAUCAUAGAAGAAGCUGAUCAUGAGUAUACUGAACAUAUAGAUCAAUUGCUUCCAUUAGUGUUGGGUUUUAUAAUGGCUGGACUGGGGAACAAUCAGGAAAUCAUGAUCAAACGGCCUGCACCAUGUCAAAGUGCCAACGGAGUUAUCAGAUCACGAUUUUGAUCAGCUCAGCCAUUUUGUUGUACCUUGAAUUCUAUCUAUAUAUUGGAAUUGGAAUUGGAAUCUGUUGUUUCUCUAGAACAAAGUUUAGAUAUUCUUCUAGCUUACUUUCUUAUUCAUAUAUGGCAAAUAUGUAUGUUAUAUAUGGCUCUAUUUUUUUUUAUGAACUGGUGGUGGAUACAGUUUUAUAUGUUGAUAUUGUAUC